Messenger RNA from Anthostomella pinea, 435 nucleotides. The record is from the annotation of a GenBank genome assembly. NCBI's taxonomy places the organism in Eukaryota, Fungi, Ascomycota, Sordariomycetes, Xylariales, Xylariaceae.
AUGGCCCAGUGGCUGUCGCCCUUUGAGCGGUCCAGCCCGCCCGUUUCCGGCCCUGAAGGGCAGCGCUCCUUUGUCAACCCCCAGCACAAAGGCAGCCGGGCAGGCCGUCGUGGCAAGACAAUUGUCCCAAACAACGUCGAAAAACUUUGCACGAAAUUCGACAUCGCGACCCCAAUCGACAUCGCCCGAGCAGAAGCCGAGUAUUCAGAACCCCAAGUGCUGGGGGUGAGGGACAUGGACACCAGAGCAGAGGCGCCAAAGUUGUCGGACCUGAACCUACACUGGGGCGGCGGCAACAGCCGUGUCGGCAUCGCCGUCGCGACCGUGAUCACGGUCCUCGUGAUCGCGGCCAUCGUGGCCGGCCUGGCGGCUUGGGCUUGCAGGAGGGAUACUCGGCGGAAGAGUGUUCAUGUCGAGCAUGUGCACGACCUUUGA